Molecule: messenger RNA, 5819 nt
Organism: Oryctolagus cuniculus (rabbit)
Lineage: Eukaryota; Metazoa; Chordata; Mammalia; Lagomorpha; Leporidae
Gene: SPIRE1
Product: spire type actin nucleation factor 1
Biological process (GO): actin nucleation; cleavage furrow formation; Golgi vesicle transport
Cellular component (GO): cell cortex; cytoplasmic vesicle membrane
Molecular function (GO): microtubule binding; actin binding
Source: RefSeq, a predicted model, not a curated record
GCGGGGCGGGGCGGGCGGACGCCAUCGCGUAGCUACCGGCCGGCGGCGGCCUGGUCAAGACAUCCGCGGCGUCCUCGCCGCCCUCCGCUCGCCUACGCCGCCCGGGCCUUCGCCUCGGUCCCCGGGGCGGCGCGCGCGGCCGGGUUGGGCGGCGGCAGCGGCGGCGGCUCGGGGCAUGAGGAGGCGGCGUCGCGCGGAAACGAUGCUGUGGAGCUGAGGAGACGCGGACACACGGCGCGGCGGCCAAGCGCAGCGCCUAUCCGCGGGAUGGCUCAGGCGGCCGGCCCGGCAGGCGGCGGGGAGCCGAGGGCCGACCCGGCGAGCGGCGAGGGGCCGCCGGAGGCCGGCGCGGCCGGGGGCACGGAGGACGCCCUGAGCCUGGAAGAGAUCCUGAGGCUCUACAACCAGCCCAUCAACGAGGAGCAGGCGUGGGCCGUGUGCUACCAGUGCUGCGGCUCCCUGCGCGCCGCGGCCGCCCGCCGCCGCCAGCCCCGCCGCCGCGUGCGCUCGGCCGAGCAGAUCCGCAUCUGGAGGGACGGCGCCGUCACCCUGGCGCCCGCCGCCGGCGACGAGGGAGAGCCGCCCCCCACUGCGGGUAAAUUGGGAUAUUCACAAUGUACAGAAACAGAGGUUAUUGAAUCUUUGGGAAUUAUUAUUUAUAAAGCACUGGACUAUGGUUUAAAGGAGAAUGAAGAAAGGGAAUUAAGCCCUCCCUUAGAGCAGCUUAUUGAUCAUAUGGCCAACACCAUAGAAGCUGAUGGGAGCAAUGAUGAAGGCUACGAAGCUGCGGAUGAAGGCCUGGAAGAUGAAGAAGAUGAAAAGAGAAAAAUUUCAGCUAUCCGUUCCUAUCGGGAUGUAAUGAAGUUGUGUGCUGCUCAUCUCCCAACUGAAUCAGAAGCACCAAAUCAUUAUCAGGCAGUGUGUCGUGCACUGUUUGCAGAGACGAUGGAGCUGCAUACAUUUCUGACCAAAAUUAAGAGUGCAAAGGAGAAUCUUAAGAAGAUUCAGGAAAUGGAAAAGAGUGAUGAGUCUAGCACAGACCUGGAGGAACUGAAAAAUGCUGACUGGGCACGUUUCUGGGUACAGGUGAUGAGGGAUUUACGGAAUGGGGUAAAACUUAAGAAGGUUCAGGAGCGACAGUACAAUCCUUUGCCCAUUGAAUAUCAGCUCACCCCUUAUGAAAUGCUAAUGGAUGACAUUCGAUGCAAAAGAUACACUUUGCGAAAAGUGAUGGUGAAUGGUGAUAUUCCCCCUCGGUUAAAAAAAAGUGCUCAUGAAAUCAUCCUGGACUUCAUCAGAUCAAGACCUCCUUUAAAUCCAGCCUCAGCCAGAAAACUGAAACCAACCCCACCUCGGCCACGCAGCCUCCAUGAAAGAAUACUAGAAGAAAUUAAGUCAGAAAGAAAACUGCGACCUGUCUCACCAGAAGAGAUCAGACGGAGCCGAUUAGCAAUGCGGCCACUUAGCAUGUCUUACAGUUUUGACUUGUCAGAUGUAACUACCCCAGAAUCUCCAAAGAAGGUUGUGGAAUCAUCUAUAGUGAACGGAGGUUUGACGUCACAAACAAAAGAAAAUGGGUUAAAUGCCACACAGCAUGUGCCUGUGCAACGCAAGAAGCUCCUCAAAGCCCCAACCCUGGCCGAACUGGACAGCUCCGACUCCGAGGAGGACACUCUGCCCAAGUUGGCCGGCAGCAGCAGCAGCAGUAGCAGCAGCAGCAGCAGUGGUGUGUCUCCCCCCAUCCCUGAGGAGCUGGCAGCCGGGGCUGUGUGCCCGAGGAAGAAGCCUCCAAAAUUCUUGCCCAUAUCAUCAACACCCCAGCCAGAGAGGCGGCAGCCACCUCAGAGACGACAUUCCAUUGAGAAGGAGACCCCCACCAACGUGAGGCAGUUUCUGCCCCCAUCCAGGCAGAGCUCCCGCUCUCUUGUUCCUAGGAUAACCAGUGUAUGGCCCAGGACGCCUUUCCGACCACUUUUUUCUACCAUACAAGCAGCUUCUCUGCUCAGCUCUCAUCCUUUUGAAGCAGCCAUGGUUGGGGUAGCAGGGGCUAUGUAUUAUCUGUGUGAGAGAGCUUUUACCAGCAGGUGGAAAUCCUCAAAGGAGGAAUUCUGCUACCCAGUGGAAUGCCUCGCUCUUACUGUGGAGGAAGUGAUGCAUAUUCGGCAGGUCCUGGUGAAGGCAGAGCUGGAGAAAUACCAACAGUAUAAAGAUGUCUACACCGCCCUGAAAAAAGGAAAGCUCUGCUUUUGUUGCCGAACCAGGAGGUUUUCCUUCUUCACUUGGUCUUACACCUGUCAGUUCUGUAAGAGGCCCGUGUGCUCACAGUGUUGCAAAAAGAUGCGGCUGCCCUCCAAGCCAUACUCCACACUUCCUAUCUUUUCACUGGGACCUUCAGCCUUGCAACGAGGGGAAAGUUGUGUGAGGUCAGAAAAGACCUCCACUGGCCACCAUCGGCCGCUCCGGAGCAUCGCCAGGUUCUCCUCAAAAUCUAAGUCUGUGGACAGAUCAGAUGAAGAACUGCAGUUUCCCAAGGAGCUGAUGGAGGACUGGAGCACGAUGGAAGUGUGCGUGGACUGCAAAAAGUUCAUUUCCGAAAUCAUCAGCUCAAGCCGACGCAGCCUGGUACUGGCCAACAAAAGAGCCCGGUUGAAAAGGAAAACACAGUCUUUCUACAUGUCUUCACCGGGCCCCUCAGAGUACUGCCCCUCCGAGAGGACCAUCAAUGAGAUCUGAGCCUGUGCCUUGCAGUCACUCUGUGUCCAGGCUGGCACGGGUGUGCGAGAACACUGACCCAGGCCAGCUCUGCUUCCUGCGGUUUAUUUAACAGGCUUGAAUUUGCAUUAGAUCAGAUUUUUGCUGCAUCACAUUGUUCCACAGACUGAAUGCUGUGUUCGUAUCGAUUGAUGCUAUGUGACAGGUCAGCCAAUUGCUCGUUUGCACUGAGAGAGGACAAGAGUUUGAGACUUGCUUUUGUGAGUGUGUGGCUUUGGAAGCCUGAAACCUUUUCCUUGGCUCAGUUCCUUACUCGUCUUCAAAUUAUUUCCUGACUAAGGCAAAAAGCUUCUCACGUGAGAAAUCAGUGUGACAGAGGUGUCGAUGUUAGCACAAUUCUAAGCAGUAAGUCAUAUUGGCAUUUCCACAUGACAGUGUUCCUAUCUCAUGUACAUAACAGCCCAGAGCCUGCCCCGCGCCAGGCACUUGCAGGCGGACCCAGCUCUGUGUCACCUCACGGCACAAAACCUACAAGACACUGCUGAUACCAUCCAGCUGAUUUUUAGAUCAUUGUUGCCCUGAGACAAAAACUGUGUCAGGGGCUUUGCACCUGCAUCCUAGUGCAAGACAUCGCAAUAAGCUGCGCCCCACGAGGACGGCCGGUUUCUCUGAGCAGCCGUGGUUUGUCUGGUGCUCUGGUCCAGUGUCUCCUGAGUGGGUGACACUUCAUUCCCUGUCAUGGAUGUGUAAUAAUGGUUACCAGUAAUUUGAUAAAGAAGGUCUAGGAAUUAAGUUUAGUGGGAAUUUCAGGACAAGGGAAAGCUACAAACAUGUUGAACUGUUGAGUGUAUUUUGGUUAACUGUGGGAAGGGCUGGGACAGCACAGGGUGCCAGAAGGAAGGCGCUCAUACAUUUUCAGCAUUUUUCACAACUUUAUAGUACAGCCGUCAUGACUAAAUUCAGCCACAAUUUGGUACCUAAGGCCUCAAACUGAAAUUUAUUUUUAUAAAUGAAUUUUAAAAGAAAAAUAUAUCUAGUUCCUUUAAAACUACCAAGAUAAUUAACCUGCUGACAGCAACAUUUUUGGAUGCUUUUUGCAACUAGUUUUCCUUAGAAGUGACUCAAAUGAGUAGGUUGGGUUUUUGAUGAAGGUAGAUUGGAGGGCAGCUUUGUGUAUCUGAAAUUUCUCAGUUUCUUUGGCCCAUCCCACGUGCUUUAUCAUUUUGGUGUGCUUGGAAUGACCAACCAAUUCAAAUUGCCAUUGAUGUUAGGAAAAUUAGAUGGUACACAUACACAGUUUCUUGAAAGGUACAAAACACAAAUGCAAUCAACACUGUGACAGCACCAUUUAACAAAAGGCAUGUCUGUCACAUUUCAUAAUACAUCAAAAUAUAGGAACAUUUCUGUACUAAGUUAACAGUAAUACCUCAGAACUGCUCCAGUAGUAAUUUUUAAUGGAUUGAAAUUUUAAAUUUAGUAAAUGGCUUUAAAUUACAUAAUGAAAUAAACUUUAACAGUUGACUAAAGUAAUGCAUGUUAACAGUCCCGUCUGUAUUUGCAUGUGAAUGUGGGCCACCAGGGAACCCUUCCUGACAAUGUAAGCUCAAUUAAGUUUAUUAUUUUUAAAGGCUCUUGUUAAAGGGCUUUAAAAGUUAUACCAGGGGAAUAUCAUUUAUAAAAUUUUCCAUGAGACCACUUGAACUUGAUACUGCAGUUAGGUGGAAGCCAUCUCCUUUGACGGCCACAGGCUUGACCGUCCUCAGUGGUCAAGAGGUCCACUUCCAGGAGAGGAAGUGGUGGUCUGUGGCACAUAAACCUGCACCUGGGCAGUGUGCGUUUUGAAAUCUAAGAAGCUGAGCCACCUGAAUGAGAAUUUUGUUCACAUUCACAAAGCAAAUACCUAGUAACUGCCUUCACCUCUCCGGGUUUAUGAUACGGUAUAGGAUGACUUGGGCAUUGUGAUUACCUCUUCCCAGAGCAUCAGAAUGUGAAUGCCAACCGCAUGAACAAGGUUUGCCAGGGGCUUUAAGGAGAUAAGUGCAGGUGUGUCCAUGUGAAACCGUUUGCAGAAAGUAGCUAAGAAAAAGCCCAGGCACAGUUACUAUUGUAGAAGUUAAAUUAGCAUUAUUUUGGGUGCCAAAACAAAUGUUUGGAUUUAACCCUCUCUCAACGUGACGUGUGCCUGCUCCUCUACAUUCUUGAGUUAGCUGAUUUCCCAUGGAGUGAUUCACUAGGAGUUAUGGAGCUUGACUUUCAAAUCCUUAGCCUAGUCUGAUUUCAGAGCCUCCUUUUCUCUCAUAAAAUAACCUGCAGUGUUUCUCUUUGUCCGUGUUUCCUGCUGCCCAGCUUUUACUUCUGAUCCAACAACAAAAAUAUUGUUGUCUGGCUGGACUCAGUUGAUGUCUGAUGUGUGCAUAUCUGAACCCAUCCCUCCUCUCAUCCAGCUCCCUCCCAGUGUGAGCACCAGUUCCUUUUGUCCCCUCCACCAAGAGUCACCAUGUUGGGAACCCUCUGCUUCCCUCCCCAUGGUGUAACUUUUUAUCAGUGUCAGAGUAUAUAACAAUGUUUGUAAAUACUGUAAUAUAUUUAUUAAUAAUUGAAAGGCAUUCAUUCAGUGGACAAUGGGGAUUAACUCUCCCAAGGCAAGUGAAAAUUAAAUAAUUUAUAUGUACAUUGACUUAACAUUGUCUUACUAGAUUUUGAGUCUUAAGCCUUUCAGGUUAAACUAAGAAGGUUGUUAAUGUAGGAGUUUUUAAAAUGUCUUAUGUUUGAAGCGGUUAUGUGAUUAUCACCAUGAACUCAUACCAUGAAAUUUUUAAGGCUUUUAUUUUUCUAACUAUAUUAAUAAAUACAGGACUGGAUUUUAGGUGUCAUACGGAAACGUGAAAGUUUUAAAUCAUGUUGCUGUGUGCUAAAGCAGACUAGUGAAGCAUUUUGUACGUGCAAAACUGCUGAAGGACCGAGAAGAAAUGUGUACUACUGACUGGCUCCCUGUGUGUGUCAGAGUCAGGCAUUGUUGGCAUUCAGGGUUACAGGAUGGUACCAAGUGUUUUCCAUUUUAUUUUAAGGAAAUUUAUUUAGGGAAGAAUAAAAUGGCUUUCAUCAGA